Messenger RNA from Durio zibethinus, 3514 nucleotides. Its product is annotated as diphthine--ammonia ligase. The record is from RefSeq and is a predicted model, not a curated record. Gene Ontology annotation, biological process: protein histidyl modification to diphthamide. NCBI's taxonomy places the organism in Eukaryota, Viridiplantae, Streptophyta, Magnoliopsida, Malvales, Malvaceae. Gene Ontology annotation, molecular function: diphthine-ammonia ligase activity.
AAUGGCAAAGGAUUGUGUUUAUAUUAAGAAUAGUUUAUAUAUGAACUUUUGAUGAUAUAAAUUUUUUUUUGUUUGUUAAAAGGAGCAGAAUCUUACAAUAAAAAAAAAAAGCUAAGAUCAAACCCUAAUUUUUGGUGUUUUCUUACGCUUUUUUGAUCAUUAAAUCAAGAAACCGAAGACGAUGAUAUAAAAUUAUACCAUAGUUCAGUGCAAACAAAGAAUUUCAAUUCAACAAUAGGAAAAAAAGGACGGUGAAAGUGUCAAUUGCCCUGUCGGUACAAACCAAGGGAGUGAGAGACACAAAGUGUUUAACUGGUUUUGACUAUUGCAACUUACAAAGACCGAAAAUAGUGCUAAACCCUAAGCUCUUCUCUAAGCCCCCAAAAUCCCACCUCUGAAAAAAAAAAAAAUUUGCUUUUCUGCUAUCUGAUUCAACACCUGAGAUAAUGAAGGUGGUGGCUUUAGUCAGCGGCGGCAAAGAUAGCUGUUAUGCUAUGAUGAAAUGCAUCCAACACGGCCACCAGAUUAUUGCUCUGGCUAAUUUAUUACCCGCUGAUGAUUCAGUGGAUGAGUUAGACAGCUACAUGUAUCAAACUGUGGGGCACCAAAUAAUUGUAAGUUAUGCAGAAUGCAUGGGAGUUCCAUUGUUCAGAAGGCGAAUACAAGGAUCCACAAGGCAUCAGAAACUUAGCUACCAAAUGACUCCGGGUGAUGAAGUUGAAGAUAUGUUUGUUUUGUUAAAUGAAGUUAAGAAACAGAUACCUUCUGUCACAGCCGUAUCUUCUGGUGCAAUUGCAUCAGAUUAUCAAAGGUUACGGGUGGAAAGUGUCUGUUCAAGGUUAGGGCUUGUUUCUCUGGCAUAUUUGUGGAAACAAGAUCAAUCAUUGCUUCUCCAUGAAAUGAUAACAAAUGACAUUGUGGCUAUCACAGUCAAGGUUGCAGCCAUGGGAUUGGACCCUGCAAAGCAUUUGGGCAAAGAAAUAGCAUUCUUGGAACCUUAUCUGCAUAAAUUGAAAGACUUGUAUGGAAUCAAUAUAUGUGGUGAGGGAGGGGAGUAUGAAACUUUGACUCUUGACUGCCCGCUCUUCCAUAAUGCUAGAAUGGUGCUUGACGAAUUCCAAGUUGUACUGCACUCUUCAGACUCCAUUGCUCCAGUUGGAGUGCUGCAUCCAUUGAAAUUCCAUUUGGAAAGAAAGGCGACCAACUCAUUAAGUGAUAAUGACAAAACCAAUGAUCUAUGUAGGAAGAAUAUCAGUUCUGUAUUUGAAGUGCAAGGUGAAAACCUGCAAGAAUGCAAAGCUCCAUGCGAGUCUGUUCCUGAAGUUAGUGACUUGGUUGAAGUUUCAAGUAAUAGGUUUCACCUCUCUAAAACAGAUAAAGAUAAUACUUUUUCUAUUUGUUGCUGGUUGCAAGAUCCAUCAGAACCUUCAGUAGGUUUGCAGCAAGAUUUGAAGCUGAUCCUUAGGCAAAUUGAGUUGCAACUUCUAGGAUGUGGUUUUGGUUGGGAGCAUGUGCUGUAUAUCCAUCUGUAUAUAUCUGAUAUGAAUCAGUUCACUAUGGCAAAUGAGACGUAUGUGAGAUUUAUUACCCAGGACAAAUGCCCUCUCGGUGUUCCAUCACGAAGUACUAUUGAACUGCCUUUAAUUCAAGCAGGUUUAGGGGGAGCAUAUAUUGAAGUACUAGUGGCCAAUGAUCAGAGCAAAAGAGUUUUGCAUGUUCAAAGUAUUUCAAGCUGGGCACCAAGUUGCAUUGGACCAUAUAGCCAGGCAACUUUGCAUCAGGAGAUACUCCACAUGGCUGGUCAGUUGGGACUCGAUCCACCUACAAUGACUCUUUGUGGUGGAGGCCCAACCGCAGAACUUGAACAGGCACUGCUUAACAGUGAGGCAAUAGCAAAAUGCUUUAACUGCUCAAUAACUACUUCUGCUAUUCUCUUUGUGGUUUACUGCUCGACAAAUAUUCCUUCAGAUGAGAGACCCAAAAUCCACGACAAGCUGGAUACGUUUUUGAAACAAAUUAAGCUAUCUCUUUUGGAUAAAGGGAGGAAAGCUGAAGUGCUUGAUCCUAUUUUUCUUUAUGUUCUAGUUCCAGAUCUGCCGAAAAGAGCAUUUGUAGAAGUAAAGCCUAUGCUUUAUGUCCCAGAGACCACAGAAACAACAGAAGAAACUUUGCAUGGCCUUUCUGGCAUAAGGGCACCUAGUUAUUAUGGUUUUCAACCUGCAGAUUGGCAUGAUUCAUGUAUUCAGAAAUGUGUCAUUCAUGGAAAGAUAUGUGCAGUGGUUUUGUCUAUCACAAGUGCAGUUGCCCUCAAAAUUUGUUCUGAUUCUAUGAAUGCUGAUUGGAGCAAUGGGAAUUGUCAGAAUUCUCUCACACAGGACCAAAUGAAAAGAAUAUCUAGAUUUUGCAUCUAUCUUCUCGACAAAAUUGUUAUUGAAAAUGAUUUCUGUUGGAAAGACACUAUGAGUUUGAGACUCUACUUCCCACCAAACCUUCAUGUGCCUUUGGAGACAUUAUCAUGCAUGUUCACAGACGCAUUCAAGGAACUUGAUCAGAUGAGUGGCAGUGCUAAAGUUGGCGGGAAGCCUAUCUUCAAUCUUGUUCCUGUCCUAGGUGCUGGAAGAUCUGCUGCACGCACAGAAGAUAUAAUCACCUGUGAGCUGUUUGCUCGGAAAUCUUGACCCUCUACUUCACAGGGCUUCAUGUUUUACUCCAAGGGAUGGAUUUGUUAACAAAUAAAUUCCUUUCUGAAAGUUCCAAAGCAACCCCGAAACAGUCACCCCAGUGUGCUUUGCUCUUGAAGGGGUAAUUCUUUUGGUCAGUUUAUAUAUAAGAUUUGAUGACAAUCGAUUUGUGACAUUAAAAGAUACAAAUGACUAGUAAUUUACUUGCAAGCAAUCUAAAGAAUGUUAAAAGUCGAUUUAAAUGUAAAUUGCAUGGAUUAUCAGUAUAUUCUGAUUGAGAAUUUCAUGUUCAAGUCAAUUAUGCUUGGAUCAAAGGCUGUUUCCUAAAUUCUGGCAGAAUUGCUGAAUAUAUUCUGAUUGAGAAUUACUAGGAUACCAAAGGGUUUACUAGGGUUUUAGGAAAAUACUAUUCAUUUUGAUAUCCUACUAGAAGCACUUUUUUUUUUGUAAGAAAAUCUGGGCAAGUAGUGUAUUUAAGAUGAUUUCAAUAAAUGAUCACCGGUAAGACUUGAAUCUAAGAUUUUUUUGGCAAAAAAGAUGAUCUUAACCGAUUGAAUCAAUCACUUGUUGGUGAAAUUAAAAGUUUUAUACUUUAUCAACUGUUGUUGGCUUUAUUUAUUUAUUUAUUUAUCAUUAUAGUGUGAAAAUGCCUAAGGUCAAGCAUUGACAAACAAAUGCCGUUGCAACAAACCUGAUUAUAAACUCAAAACUUACAAUAGUGGUGCAUUUGCUUUGCCUCAAAAUAACAUAUAUGAUAGCAGUAAGCAAUGAAUUACAUAUUAAUCAUUUCUUUUUUUUUUUUUCAAUAAAACAUAUAAAACAUUUCUAUAAAU